GCGGAAGUCUACUAGGCGCGGGGAUUCCCCGAGGGAAGUUCCCAAGCGUUAUAAAACAUGUACAAUGUACAUUUGUACGAAAUACACCACUCCCGCACGUCGUAAAUGUAGGCCACCUGAAGAAUAAGAAGGUGUCGCAGUAUCAAAACAAUAGUUUGGCAAUUUUCGAAUGAAGGUAAGAUACUGCAAUUAUACAGUCGGAUACGAAAGGCGAGCUCAACGAGUGUCUGGUUAGGUAUCAAAUUUACACAACUAUUCAACUAUUAACACUGCUCGAUACAAAAACAGAACUGUACCGAACCGAUUUUGUACACUCACCAAUGAAUGUCAACGUUCUAUUAUGUAGCCAGUUCGUGCUACAAGUUUGCUACAAUGUAUAACUACUAGGUUGCUUCAGGCUAGUAUGUGUCUUCAUAGUGUCAUCCUACUUGGGCUGCAAUCAGUGACAGACAGUGACUAGUAUUGUACUGUCUUCAACGGGUGUUUAUUAAAAUAAAUGACUAGAUGGAGAAUUGGAUUAGCUGUGUAUUCAAACGAAGUAACCAAUCAUAUCAGAGUAGUACCAUGCUCAGUUCACUAUCAGAAGUCUGAAAAACUAUAUUCAGGACACCCAGAAAAACAAACCUCAACUGCUUUUAAAAGUAUUAGAUCUGUCAUAGCCUCCCAUUUUAGGUAAUUGGUUAUUAACCUUAUCAUAUUAGUAGCUUAAUGUAUUGAUCAUGUCAUAAUAUACGUUUUUUUAAAGAAGAGAUAGGCUAUUUGUUAUUAUUCAUUAGCUAUCAUUAAUAAUGGGAAACAACACUGAGGUGUAUUUACCCAAAAUAUAUGCCAUUAUAAUUGAUUAAAUCUAUUAACAUCUUCUCAGCGCACAAAAUGAUUGUGAAUAUCUCAUAUUUUCCACACGUUUGUUUAUUACAGUGAUUGCAGGCAUUGCUCAUGUAUGACCAAGAUUUAUUGACUAGUAAUAAACCAUGGCAUUCAAUAAUAUCAAUUAAUGUAUUGUUACACAGCGCUGUACUGUACUAUUAUUCAGUAUCGCAUCAGUGUCCAUAGAUUUAAUCAGUUUAUAUUAGUGAUAUUCUUAUCACGAGUACCCAAACAAUUCUUCCUAACUGUAUUGUUUCUGUAAAUAUUUUGGAUGAUUGUUUGUUUUCAUCAAGAAGCUGUUCUUACAUAGGACACUUGUAUAAUCAACCAGAAAUGUUGAUCUUUUGAAUUUCUAAAAUUAGCAAGGACAGGUGUAAAAGAGAAGUAGGUACUGGCCCCAGUGUCAUGAUGAGAGAGGAUGACUUGGGUUUUUCAGUUUAAUUCAAGUGUUUGUCCAAGUUAUGUGAUUAAUAGGGUUUUCUUACUGCAAAUCAUGUGAUGAUGUGAUUUAAUGCUUUAUUGUACCUCUAAACUUUGGUUGCGUGAUAUGUUGCGCCAGGCCCCAAGACUGCUGUGUCAGUGAUGAUCGUGGAGCACACAGCAUGGAGAGGAAUAAUGGAGAUCAGCUCAACAAGGUCUUUGAAGCUUACUGCCAGGCCUCUAUCGAGAGAGACUGCGCCAAAAAGGAACUACAGCAGACGGUAUUAUGCCUAAUGCACGGUGAUAAAGAAACAAAUGGUCAGUUUCCCGGAAAGCCUAGUCCUGGACUAUAAAUGUAUUUUAAUGGACAGUCUCCACUGAAAGUACAUUUUAUUCCAGGACUAGGCUUAAUCUGUGUCUGGGAAACUGGCCCCAACUCUUCUAAUUCACCUAUGAGACUUAAACUCCGUCCAUUGAGAUGUGGUGUAGCCUUCCAUACAGUUCUUCGAUAUAAUGAAAUAGCAUGAUAAUUACAUAGUAACGAACUAUAAAGGAUAAGUGAUGACAUUCACAAAGUUUUACUUUUGCAGAAUGUAUAUUAUGAACGGCACACUCAGAAACUUCAGAAACAGAUAGAAGACCAGCAGCAGUUGAUUUCGAAACUCAAAGCUCAGUUGAUAUCAGCAACAAAGCAACCCUCAGGUUAGUGACAAGCAUAAUUAUUUUCUUAAUACAAUUGUUUGCAUGAUUACAUUUUCGGACAUAUUCUAUACCGCACAGUAUCUCCAGUGAAAUAAACGAGAUGCCUACAUUGGGAACAUGCAGGCAUACCGUUGCAUUGUCUAUUCCCCAGGAGGUAAAUAUAGUGGCCCUGUGUAUAGUGGCCCUGUGUAGCUCAGUUGGUAGAGCAUGGCGUUUGGGUUCGAUUCCCACGGGGGGGCCAUUAUGAGAAAAGAAAACUAACUGUAAGUUGCUCUGGAUAAGAUGACUAAAAUGUAAAAUAAAUUGUGCUGUAACAAAUAUUAUUGCUGUUUCAGGACAUCGUAAAUUAGAUUUCCCAUGUUGACUAAGUAGUUGGGUUACAUUAUAUUUCCUCUCUUAUUUGAUUCUUAGGAGAGGUCAAAGGUGAGGCUGCUCCUAGAAAACAGGAAGAAGAAACCUUGUCUCCUUCCAACCAUUUCUUUGACAACCCAGGCAGCUCCUUGAGGAAGAUUCAUGACUUGGUAGAUAUGUUUAACACAAUCAAACAACCCACACAAGAUUAGAGUUAGAUCUUGUUUAUUUAUCUUUACAAAUAGGAUGUAGACCUUCACAAUGUAAGGAUGUGUUGGGGUGCAAACAUGACAUCCCCAUUUGCUGCCACAUAACAUUUUUUUUCUCUCAAAUCGCUCAAAUAAGCACAAUAUCCUCUCUCUCUCUCUCUCUCUCUCACACACACACACACACACACACACACACACACACACACACACACACACACACACACACAUACACACACACACACACACACACACACACACACACACACACAGACAUAAUUGUUCAUAAAUCGUACAUUUGCUUAUAGAUACUGUUCUAUAUCUGCAAGCCAUGAUAGCUGCAACAGAGCUCAUGCCAAUGCACAAUACAAUAGCUCCACUUCCUGUGACAUAGGACAUCAUUCAUCUUGUUGCUUUUCUGUAAUACAUUUCUAGCUGGAGAACAUCAAUGUUUUCACAAGUUUCCCACUGAACCUGUUUGUCUAACGCAAAAAUACUGCACGUUUUUUUAACGCAUUUUAAUGUUUGUUUUGAGGAGAGAAAAAAUAUUAAUUUGUAAAUUGUAGUAUAAUCCAAACUCCUUAUCGGGUAUAAUUUUAAAAGAAUGAACACACACAUACUAUCUUUCAUCAACAGGUGGCGCUAGAGGAUAGCAUCACCAAACCUCAGGGUCUGAGGCCAUAGCCAUCAGCUUUAUAGAACUACCAGGUUUAUUGUUGAGAAGUAAUUCCCUAAUAACUUAGAUCACAAGGCAUCACCCAUGAUUUUUUGUUUGAAUGUAUAAUUGUCAUAAUUAUUGAUACAGUAUAUGAUUUUUAUGAAAUUAAUAUUCUGAUUCAUGAAAUGAUCACAUUAUGCAGAAAAAAAACAUUUUUGUAUUCAAUUUGGAUAGUGUAUAAUAGUAAGGUUGAUAUUUCUAGCAGUGUAAGUCCUCAACGCCAUGUGUGUCUGUUUUUCAGAAGGAGAAUAUGGAAACUGCUGUGAUUGUGUCAUCUUCACCACACGCAGCACCAGUAGCCAGCAGUUUUGAGAAGUAUGUGCAUUAGUAUGUGAAUCUUUACUUCAUUUUUUGAUGAAGAGCUGAUAUUUUAUUUGCUUUUCUUUGUCUCUCAGUAAAGAUGUUCUUGAGGUGUUUCAAGCUCUUCAGGGGAAAUUCCAGCAGAUACGUACAUUAACCCAGAGACAAAAAUAUCACCUGAAAAAAAUCUACAGAGGAAAUGACAUGGCAAAUGGUAAUAUUAAGGUUUGCACAAUAGUAAUUUGGGAUUUGAGAAAUUGCUUAUUAUUCCAGCACUGUUGAAAGGCACCCAAGGCCUUAACUAAUGUCCAGCUUUACUCUAAUUGAAUUACAAUAGAGAAAAUAUGUUGAGCUACAAUUGCUUUGGAUAUGUCAUAACACAAAAUUAGUAAUUAUAUAUGGUAGCUUUAGCUUUGUUCCUGUACACAAUUAGAUAUCAACACCUUAAGCAGAAUCGUACAUUAAUGCCUUGUUGGCCUAUUUAACCAUGGCCCUCCACCUGUGGGAAAUAGAAUGAGCAGAUAAAUAUGUUGAAUUAUUCCACAGACACAUGCUGUGAUGUGGCACUGGUUAGUUAUAUAAUGAGGGAAUGAAAAAAACUAUAAUCAUAUUAUACUUACUGUGUGUAAUUAGAAGACUUCAUGAAAAUAAAAGUGAAAAUGUUCUUGACAUUAUUCAUUAUGACUUGAUUAUUCAUCAUUACUUGAACUAAUCGCUACUCAAUGCCAUAACUUAAUAUCUCAAUGUUGUAAGUGAAUGUUGAUAUGUUAUAGAAACAGUAUGACAAAAGCCCUGUGUUUGCCAUUUGACAGAGCAGCAGUUCUCCAUGCCCAUUCAGUGUACAGACGUUACCGUGGAGCAGGCGGAGAGGUCCUUCCCCUCAGCCUUAAGGCCAGUGGUCGACCUCCAGCACCCGCCCACGAUCCUUGCAUCCCGCGGUGCCAGCCCAGAGGACAGCAACCUAGUGGACUCCCUCACCACACUCAGCAUCAAGUUCCCCCCCUCCACAGACAGUGAAUACGAGUUCCUGAACAGCACUCCGGAGAAGCACAUUGACCUGUCCAUGCCAAGGAAACAGCCAGCAGUCAGCAGUGUCCCUGCCGUCAUAGAGGAACCGGCUAUGGAGCUGGCCAUCCCAUUCCUGUAUCCUACCUCUGUCUCUCACCCUCCCUCCCCCUCCACGUCGCUCUCACACGAGAGUGUGCGUAGACCCAAGCAGGUGAGGUUCACAGGAAAUGCUCAUUCCUUUAUUUGCAGGUAAAAGUAGGAAAUUCUCAACACCUGAUUUGUUCUGGCAAAUGAAUGGGAGAGAGAAAGUGUCUAAGUAGUGAAUGGCAACCUCACACAUCGACACAAGUAAGGCAAGUCUCUGAAAGUUGUUAGUCACAAUAAGAUAUGAUAGGCCUAUGUGUACAACAAUGCUUGUUACAUAGUUAUUACAAUGUUUCUACCCCACUAUUUGUCAUUGACAUAAAAUCAGCAAAUAGAUAAUGAACAAAUGAUCAUAAAACACACCAAUUGUUUUAGAUGAUAAUGCUUUCUUGCCAUUCAGUUUUGUAGUUGGUUAAAUAAGUCCAUGUUGAACUCAGAACCAAAGUAAUGUAUAUUUUAUGAUUCCCAUUAUCAGUACAACUGUGCACACCUGUGAGGUUGUGAAUGCGGAAUGAUAGAUGCAGUAUUGCUUUUUUAUUUAUUUCUGUAUUAAGUAUUUUGAUCAUACACAGCAAUUUACCUCACAGAUUACUUUGAUCAUCUGAGUCCCAUAUUGCUGGAUGUGUACAUCAAAUUAAUCUUACCUGUCAUGUAGUAUUCUUUAGAAUUUUAGGAAGGUCAUCUGGCCUUAAUUGAGUAUUGUUUAAGACCAUGCUUUUGGUUAAACAAUACACAGAAGAAAUACACCUUUGUUGAGACGUGUGUCUGCGGUAUGGUUACUGGUGGUAGAACACCCACACUGAUGGUAGAAUCUUUUUUUUGCUAUUGGAUAAUUUCAUUGGUUGGAUUUCUCUGUUUAUAACAUACCAUACAUUGUCGCUGAGAUAUAAACAAUGCCAGAAACAAGUAACUAUUCAAACCUACUGUAGCAAAUAUACAGCAUUACAAUAGUACAAGUAGUGGGGCAGGAACUAUGGAUGUUGAGAAAGCGGGUUCAAGUGGGACACUGCUUUGCUUGUAUUCCCCCGGAGCAACAGAUCUUUCCUCAGUGAAGACCCAAGCACAUGACCUAUUGUGCUGUAAGUGGGUGAGUGUAAGCAAUGCUAAGUGUAUGAAUUAUAGAAUAUAAAGUGAUGUAUUUGUCCCUCCAUGUAGCCCCUGAGGAGCCCUGAGCUUUGGGACGCUACUACAGCAGCAGCAGCACAGGCCGUGAGUGUGGAGCAGCAACAACAGAUCAACAACAACAGCCCUGAUAUAUGUACCUUCUGCAACGCGGUAGUUCCCCAAGACCACAUGAAGAGCCAUCUUUAUAAUCAUUGCUAGAAUAAUAGUGAAGCCAGUAAUUGACACUAGCAGACACUGGCUGCCCAAUACAAUACCUCUAGGAUUGAUUCAUGGUUAAUUGAUGUCUUUGUUGCCCCGCCAUGAAUUACACGUGCUCUGCUGGAUGUCACAUGACACUGGCGUUUGGGACUAGAAUCCACUCUCGAUCAUUUAUUUAAUUUGUAAGAGGUUAAUGGUACAUUUUACAGUUUUUGUCUUAAGAUAUUACUUGGAAAUUGUACGUCGACCUAUGAAAUUAUAUUGUACAGUAUUGGUCUAAGUGUAAUAAAGCAAAC
This is a messenger RNA of Coregonus sp. 'balchen', 6335 nucleotides long. The record is from the annotation of a GenBank genome assembly. Lineage: Eukaryota; Metazoa; Chordata; Actinopteri; Salmoniformes; Salmonidae.